Molecule: messenger RNA, 628 nt
Organism: Capsella rubella
Lineage: Eukaryota; Viridiplantae; Streptophyta; Magnoliopsida; Brassicales; Brassicaceae
Product: glycine-rich protein 5
Exons: 1
Coding region: 59-478 (139 amino acids)
Source: RefSeq, a predicted model, not a curated record
UCUCUACUUCUGUCUCUUUUGUUAUCUCUAAACAUUCGUUGGUGAUAAAAAGAAAAAAAUGGCGAUGAGGUUUUCAUCAGUUACUAAUCUCGUGCUUCUCUCUGCAGCUAUGUUGCUUUUGGUCCACGCAAGUGCUCGCAGUCUGCAGCAAACUCAGACUCUGCCUCUCCAUGGAGGAGCUACUUCUCCUACCAAAUCUGAGUCUGCUACCGUUGAUGACCCUCUUGACGACCAGAAGAACUUCAUGUACGCUGGAGGAAUAGGCGGUGCUGCCGGAGUUGGCGGAUUCUUUGGAAUGCCAGGUGGUGGAAGUGGUGGUGGCACUGGCGUGUCAUUGCCUCUCCCGUCUGGGACGCCGCCGCUUCUUGGUGGGGGUGGUGCUUUUGGUGGUUUGGGUGGUGCAAUGGGUUUCCCUGGUGGACUCGGUGGUGGAGCUAGUGGUGGUGGUGUUCCUAGCUCAAGCGGUGGUUCUCCUUAAGACAGAUUAAGAUGAUUGGUCCUGAUGACUCCUGUUGUAGCUCCAACAUGUUUAGGGAGUAACGUUGUGUUUGAAUUACGAUCUGUGUGUUUGUCUCUUUCUUUUUGGUUGUCUUUUUCAUCAUCAGUUUAAUGUUUGUGUUUGUGUUUC